UACAAGGGAUACCUGGAUACCCAGUAAAGUGGAGAACAAAGUGCUUACCAUCUCCGUCACAAUCGUCGAACCGAAUCGGAGCGAAGAAUACCGGUAGCGAUUUCCGAUAGCCGGAUCUACGAACGACCUUGACCGACUCUACGUUGGUGUCCAUCCCCUUUUCCGUUUUCCCGCUGCUCGAUCAAGUUAAUCGAAGGGAAGAUUUCCCGGAAGGCUGAGUGAUAGUGCGACGCUAAUAGUGAGGUAGCCGCGGUAUUUUUCGUGUGAUGUAUUUACAACCGGAGAAUUCGUGGUGAACUCUGCUCCUCGUUCGAUUGCCUCCUCCUGAUUCCGACUCAUCCCGCAGGGUUACUUCCGGGUUGCAAAAGCCAUGAGACUAGCGGCAGUGCUGACGUUGCUAUGCUGUCUGGCGAUAGGGGCACUCGCCUCACCGGUGCCCAAGAUCACCGACAGCAAGGUGUCGACUCAGAAUAUUGUUGCAACCGGCAGGCAAGCGCCCGCGGCGCCAGCCCCCGUCGAUGAUGAUGAUGACGACGACGACGACGAUGACGACGACGUAGAUUUGGACAUCACUGAUGACGAUGAUGAUGACGAUGACGAUGAUGACGACGACGACGACGACGACGAAGAUGAUGGCGAUUACUUGGAGCGUUUCAUUGAAGAUAUACUUGGAGGAGAGGACGACGACGAUGACGACGAGGACGAAUCCGCGGCACAAAUACCCGUUGCAGCCGUAACACCUGCACCUGCCCCCGUCAAUUCGCAGCAGGUACCUCUCGCCGUGGCGGCUGAUCUGAAUGCCGAGGAAGCCGCAGCGUCGGCCGAGGCGACCGAGGAGGAUGCCAGCAGCUACGAAGACGAGGACGCGAGUGACAUUGCCGAGAAUCAGGCCGCAUCCAACGUGCACGAGACGACAUUCGAAGGUGCCGAGUCCGUCUCGAAUCCGGUAUCAGUCCAGGCCGUCGGAGCAGCGCCCGGUGGCGUCGCGGCGGCUCCUCCGACCAGCGACGACGAUGACGACGACGAUGACGACGACGACGACGAUGUAGACCUGGACAUCACGGACGAUGACGACGACGAUGACGAUGACGACGAUGAUGACGAUGACGAUGACGAUGACGAUGACGACGAAGUGGAAGACAUCGCCGACAUCGCCGACGCUAGGCACGCACGUGGCAUGGAAUCCGAAUCGAGUGGUCACGUGCCAGCAAUUUACGUGGCAAAGUACAAUCGUUUUGUCGAUAAUAUUCUCGGCAAAAUCAACAAUAUUCUACGCAGUAAUUACGAGCCGGUGACCGUAAAACUGACGAAUCCAAGUACAAGUUCCAAGACGAGCAAGAAUAAGAAUAAGAACAAGAAGAAUAAAAGGAAGGGCACCAAGAAAGGUACCAGGAAGAGCGCCUCAAGGCCGAUCGACACGUCUGUCACUGAAAGGAGUGACAAUGAAAAUGACGUCGAGAAAGUCACGGAGACCACUGAAUUAAUCGUAACGCAAACAAACGUACCGGAAAAGGAACCAAUUUCACUGGAAUCUUCCGCAGAAACCCGUGCGAGAUCUAGCAAUAGACGUACUUCCAACAAGAAUAACAAGAAUUCUAAUAAGAACCGCAAGCGAACGAAGAACAAGACGAAGAAUCAAAACAGCAACAAGAACAAAACCAAGUCCAAGAGCAGCAGGCCGAAAGCAAGAGCUACUCUAUACGGACUGGCGUCUUUACAGAGGACUGGUGAUGUAUCGGUAAACAUGAUGAGUGAUCAUACAACAAUCAAGACCAAGUUCAGUUUAGGACCAUUGGUGCUAAAGGUCGAGAAGGAGUUCGGCAGGGCUGCGAAGAAGGAGCUGAGGAGCGCGACCGCCACCACGGCUGAGAUGUCUGGCAAGUUGAGCCUGCGUGUGUUGCACGGCGGCGCGGCGACGCUGCAUUCUAUUCGGGUUUUGCAACCUAAACAGGUUCGAGUGGAAAGCCAGGACGACCACGACAGAACGCGAGAGUUCGUGUGGAAGAGAUCGUCGCAUAUCGCGCAUUUGGUGUCGCAGAAACUUUCCUCGGCCACCAGGUCAAUGCUUCGACCGCCGCCUGCUUCACCCGCAGCUUAAAACUACAUACUCCUGCCGCUCCUUGGUCCAACUGAAACCGUGGAUCGAAUCGAUCCAUGAGGAAUCCUCGUUGAGGAUCGACAAUAUGCAACACGAUGCAUAUUAUUUACGAUCUGUCAUCUGUCGCAAAAGUUGCGCGAUGAUUUCGGCGGAUUAAUUGUAAUUGGAUACGUAUUAAUAAAUCGAUAUUUUUUCACUCGCGAGAGAAAGUAACGCUGAAAAUGCUCGCGUACACGAUGUCCCACUUGCACUGCGUUAUUUUUUUUUAGAUGACAUACCGCUUGAUCAGUUCGGAAUCGAUUUUUUCUCGAGAGAAAUGUCGAGGCAUUGAUAACUUCUCAAUUAAAAAUAAAAGAUUUUUGAAGAACUCAGCUGCUCCAUAAAAACGACAAAAUUAUAUUUGAUUGAUGUAUACAUAUUUUAAUAUAUACAUUAAUUCCACGUUAUCUUUGUUAUGUACUAAAAAUAAAAAAAUUAACGAUCAACGAUAAUUUCUCUCGAAUAUUUUCACUAUCAAUGAGAAAAAAUCGGCUCCGAGGAUUCAGAAAUUAGAUACGGCAGAAGCAAGACAACCCAUAUGUACAAUACGGGCUUCACACGUUGGACCAAUUUCGGCCGUAUUUUAUUUAUUAUUAUUUAUUUAUUUAUUUGUCAUAUAGUUGUUAUAUUUGUAAUUCGUCUUCAGAAAGUCUGAUAUAUGAUAUUCUAGGAACGUGGUUAAACGUCGAAAUACGUAGAUACGAGCCAUUAUAUGAGUUAGGUCAUACUAUUUAGAUAAAUGUACACAGAAAUCUGUUGCCAGAAUAUUAGAAUACAGAAUGUAUUAUCACAUGACAAA
This is a messenger RNA of Solenopsis invicta (red fire ant), 2936 nucleotides long. Its product is annotated as kinesin-related protein 4. NCBI's taxonomy places the organism in Eukaryota, Metazoa, Arthropoda, Insecta, Hymenoptera, Formicidae. The record is from RefSeq and is a predicted model, not a curated record. The coding region runs from base 371 to 2098 and encodes 575 amino acids. The transcript is spliced from 7 exons.